Molecule: messenger RNA, 1404 nt
Organism: Drosophila biarmipes
Lineage: Eukaryota; Metazoa; Arthropoda; Insecta; Diptera; Drosophilidae
Product: beta-1,4-glucuronyltransferase 1
Exons: 2
Coding region: 6-1292 (428 amino acids)
Source: RefSeq, a predicted model, not a curated record
GAUUCAUGCUCGUUGACAGUUCACGAAAAGCCCAACAUAUAAGUCCUAUGUCGUUGGCGUGCAAUAUGGAUCGACUUUUUAGUUUUCGUAUCGUAAUUGCGAUUUUGGCUGUCGUUCUUGAAGUCAAUUCGCUGAACAACACAACCUCGGCGAGGCUGCAAAAGUUUGUGAACUGCGAGGAUAAAACCUAUGAAUCGAGGAAGGCGAUCUAUCGCGACUACUGGGUGCUGGAGAACUACGUAAUGGCGGGUCACGGGCAGCUCUCGUGCUAUGCAAACGUCACCUACUCCAGCCAUGCGGACUACACAUAUCUGGAUAAUGUAGUACCCCUCCUGGAGCGCUGGCGGUCGCCCCUCAGCCUGGCCAUUUACGCCCCUGGCACGGACUUCGCACGCACACUGGAGAGUAUUUUGUACCUGCUGCAGUGUCAUCCUGGCAAGGACUUGGUUCGCGAGCUGUCCAGCUUCCAUCUAUACUUCGACGUGGAGCAUCUGCCCCAGGUGGUGCCUUCGCCCAAGUCGGCUCUGAGGAUGAAAGCCAACUGCAGCGGUCCGCCGCCCUACAAGAAUGCGGCUAGAAGAGACUUGUACAGGACUCAGCAGGGACUCGAUUACCCGGUGAACAUGGGUCGAAACAUCGCGCGCAAGGCUUCGCUGACGCAUUACGUCCUGGCCUCGGACAUCGAACUCUAUCCCACGCCCGGCUUGGUGCCGGACUACCUAAAUUUUCUUGGCCGUCUUGUUAUUGGAAGGCCCGGACAGCAGCCUACCUCGCCAGUGGUCCAUGUGCUGCGUAUUUUCGAGGUGAUGGCAAACGUUUCAGUACCAAGCUCCAAGCCGGAGUUGCAGAAACUGUUGAAAUCGGGUGAAGCCGUUCCAUUUCAUAUGGAAAUCUGCGCGGUUUGCCAUCGGGGACCCAAGCUGGAGGAAUGGAUAAAUGCAACAGUGGUCUCCGAGGGUCUGAGCGUCUUCAAUGUGGGUCAUCGCUCGCAACAUGACAACAUGUGGGAGCCGAUCUUCAUAGGCACCGUGGAGGAUCCACCCUACGACGAGCGACUGACCUGGGAAGGUCAGAGGGACAAAAUGACACAGGCGUACGCAAUGUGCGUACUAGACUACGAGUUCCACAUCCUUGAUAAUGCCUUUUUGGUCCAUAAGCCGGGCAUCAAGCAACCCGCCAAAAGUAAAUCAAACUUCCAACAUUCCACCCGGCGCACCAAUGGCCUCAUCAAUAGAAAAAUUUCUAAGGAGCUAAGGAUUAUGUACGGUUCUCGAAAUGGAUGUGUCAUUUAGGAUAUUUAUCGUAUACGGUUUUCAAAAUUUCGUGUUAAUAUAUGAGAUAUUUUUGGCAGAGAAAAGUUUAAAAUUUUAAGUAUAAAAAAACUCGUAGUUAACUUUAAACUUA